Molecule: messenger RNA, 1377 nt
Organism: Ostertagia ostertagi
Lineage: Eukaryota; Metazoa; Nematoda; Chromadorea; Rhabditida; Trichostrongylidae
Source: the annotation of a GenBank genome assembly
AGCCUUCUUCAGGGUGAAUCAUGCGUAGGCAACGUUGAAAGUCUUUCGAUCGUAUGUCAAGAUUUCUGCGAGCAGACCUCCUUUGUCGGUACACGAACCGAAAAAACCGAUUUUGUUUCAGCUGUUUCGUCGAAGCCAUCGCAGCCCUUACAACAUGUUAUAACAGCAUUCGCUUAUUCAGCGGUGCAAGAUGAUGAAUUAACACUGGAAUUGGGCGAUGUGAUUGAAGUACUGGAAGAAGUCGAGGAUGGUUGGAGUCGUGGUCGUCAAUUGCGCACGAAUAUUAUUGGCAUGUUCCCUACUAACUUCGUGAAACCUGAUGUUCCUCCAUCAAGUACUCUUAUUCGAGAAGACGAUAAGGUAGUAGUUAGGCGCUCUGCAGAUCCUGAUCAACCUGAAGCAAAUCGAAGGACGCCAUCAGCUAUUGGAGGUGUCAAUAUCUUUGGAGGAAAAACAGUUCAUUCUGAGCCGAAGGAUGAACCGAAGACCAAAGAAAUGGCACGGGUAAAGUUCGAAUACGAACCUCAGCACAGUGAUGAAUUGAAGCUAGGAGAAAUCGGUCAACUGGUUACAAUUAUUCGGAAGGAUUGUGGAGAUGCGGGAUGGUUCGAGGGAGAAAUCAAUGGGCGACGCGGUCUGUUCCCGGAUAACUUCGUUGAGCUUGUCCAGGUUCCUAUUUCCACUCAGUCAGGGACCAUUUAUCAUCCUCCUCCCACCCAUCUCUCAAAAAUUGUCGCUAAAACUCCUAUGGUGAACCCUCCGGGAAUGGUACCACCUGCGGUACCAGCUAAGCCGUUGAAGCAGAAGUUGUCGGAAAGUUCAACGUCUAUCAACGGUGCUGGUUCUUCUCCUCCAUCUUCCUACGACCAACGUUGCCCUCCAACACCACCAUGUACUUACCUUUCACAAGUCAAACGCAACAAAGUGUCUGUUUGCAGCGGCUCGGAACCGCAUCUCAAAAGUGAGACUUUGCUUGAUCUUAUACAAACGUAUCAAAAGAUUUUAACAUACAAUGCUCUGCUCCAGGAUCUUAUUGUUGGACAACCGGGACAAGUGUCGUCGAAGUUGACGAAGUCUGUAAUUGUCACUUCUGGUUCUGAGGGUGUAGCGACGAGCAGACCUAUGAGUAGCGUGGAAUCUGAUGAAGCGUCUGAUGAAGUGGUCAGACCGCUAAGCCACGUAACCAAAACUCGAGCUCGUCCUCCUGGAAAGCGACCUGCAAGUAUGAUGCUGAUAAAGAAGAAAGGUUCAAUGGACAAUCUUCUUGAAAGCCCCUCUAAACCGAUGGCUAGUGAACUUCCAGAGAAAAGUUCCUUUACAAGCGCAAUUGGGACCGUCGUUACCAUCACCUAUUACUACUCUUUCGACAAGUCGUGA